Molecule: messenger RNA, 1202 nt
Organism: Kockovaella imperatae
Lineage: Eukaryota; Fungi; Basidiomycota; Tremellomycetes; Tremellales; Cuniculitremaceae
Exons: 4
Coding region: 257-1045 (262 amino acids)
Molecular function (GO): acyltransferase activity, transferring groups other than amino-acyl groups
Source: RefSeq, a predicted model, not a curated record
CAAUCAUACAACCAAAGUACAUGACGCGGGGAUUUUUAGGCACGAAGAGGUUGCGCCAAUUGAGCACAUACAUAGCCAGAUCGUCCGCUGAGGGCCAGCUGCCUGUCGAGCCGGGCCUCGGGUGAAGCGGAUCUCACAAAAAUCUUGAGCUCCGUUGGAAACCAUAUUACUUUCCUUUGACCACUCCUCACCCACUGCCCUAGAGCAAGGUACUGCUUGAGUAGUCCUCUGGGCUUGAUGUAGCUUGAGGAACGCGAUGACUGCACACCGCGAAGCAUCAUUCGAAUACCUGAACGAGCAUGCGAGCGACUCCACCUCCUCUGGGAAAAGCCGACCUUAUCGGUCAGACCGAGAAGCACAUGCCAACACUCCUGCCGGGGAAUAUGAUUUCAACUGGUGCUUUGGCAGGGUGGAGACUUUGAGAUCGUCCGGUCUAGACCUCAGACCGCUAGUCCCAUCGCUGUACGCCUCAGCGUUCGUCACUGGGAGUCAGGAUAAGGUCUUACAGGAUAUGUACCAUGUCAAGGAUAUUGGCGAUGUUCUGGACUAUCUCGAGUGGAGCAGGCAAGAUGCAGGGGUCCUCAUGUUCGCCAUCUUUGCCGAUCCAUCAUAUGUGAACCGAACCGUGCCGCCAUGGGCCAUCUUUGAUCAACAGAGCGACCCCACAGCCAGUCCAGGAUGCGAGAACUGGGCAUUCAGCGGUGUCGUAGGUAUAUACCGGGCGGACCUAGAGCACAGGACUGGGGAUAUCGGGAUCUUUCUCUGGGCUUUCGCUCGAGGGACCGGAAUCUCGCUCAGAGCGUCUGCCUUGGCGACUCGCUACGCCAUGACGGACCCGAGUAUGGGGCCUGGACUGGGUAUGAACAAGCUGCGAUUCGCAACAGCGAUCGACAACACACAUAGCAGGAAGCUUGGUGAGCGAUUAGGGGCGCAUCAAGAGAAUCCCGAUGAAGGCAAGUCGACCAAUGAGUGGAUCGCCUUCAUCUCGCGAAGCGACUGGGAAAGUGGUACGGAAGGUCAUAUUACAGGCAUCUUAUCAACUUGAAGGGGACCGUUUCCCUCCGAGGCCCGGCCUGUGUCCGUUGUUAGUAGCGAUAAACCCUAUCACACGGCUAUAUCGUCUUCUGGCCUAUCAGGGACUGGAUAGGGGACAUAGCCAGAGCUCCGUAAGCUGCAUCAUGCGCUAUGCAGCGACAAAAAGU